This is a messenger RNA of Triticum urartu, 1606 nucleotides long. RefSeq names its product phosphatidylinositol:ceramide inositolphosphotransferase. Gene Ontology annotation, cellular component: endoplasmic reticulum membrane; trans-Golgi network; Golgi membrane. Lineage: Eukaryota; Viridiplantae; Streptophyta; Magnoliopsida; Poales; Poaceae. Gene Ontology annotation, biological process: ceramide biosynthetic process. The record is from RefSeq and is a predicted model, not a curated record. Gene Ontology annotation, molecular function: inositol phosphoceramide synthase activity; ceramide cholinephosphotransferase activity; sphingomyelin synthase activity.
CUCCCGCAUUUCACAAACUCAUCAUUAUCUCGUUUCCCUUGAUCUCCUCUCUUCAACUCCCUGCCGACUCCCAAGUCCCAACUCCCCCAGCCCCCCCAGGUCUCACGCCGCCGGUCGCCGCCCUCCCGCCUCCGCCGCCCGCGAGAUCCCCAGAGCGACGGCCUUCCAGCCUCCCCCGUCCGGCCGCCUCCCUGCCGGAGGACCGGAGCCAGAUUGCUGGUCCCGCCCCGUCCCGUCCCCCCACUGGCCAGCGCCGUUCUCUGCUCCACUCAACCGGCGACCCCUCCCGCGGACGCGGCAGGCCGAGGCGUGAUGUGCGGAUCGGAGCAUGGACGUGAUCGCCUCGCCCAGUAGAAGCUGCAGCAGCCGUCGCGGGAGCAGGGUGUGCGCCGUCUACUGCCAUGACGAUCUACCUAGCUCGGGAGGCUUCCAAGGUAUGGAGGAAGGUGUGCGCGGAGACGACGACCGAGCUGCCGAUGCUUCGCGAGAAGUGGCCGCUACUCCUCGCUGGGAUUGUGUUCCAGUAUAUUCAUGGGCUGGCUGCUCGAGGAGUGCAUUACUUGCAUCGGCCUGGACCACUGCUCCAGGACCUGGGAUUUAUGGCCCUUCCAGAGCUUGGACAAGACAAAAAUUAUCUUAGUGAAUGCACAUUUGUUUUCAUCUUCUUCUCCUUUUUUCUGUGGACCUUUCAUCCUUUUAUUUAUCAUAGCAAACGCUUCUACACCAUCCUAAUCUGGCGCAGGGUGCUUGCUUUUUUAGUUGCUUCACAGGUUUUAAGGAUCGUUACAUUUUAUUCAACCCAGCUCCCAGGUCCAAACUAUCACUGUCGCGAGGGCUCAAGUAUGGCCACUCUUCCACCACCCAAUAAUGUGCUUGAAGUGCUCCUAAUUAAUUUUCCUCGAGGAGUAAAUCUUGGGUGUGGUGAUCUUAUAUUUUCAUCCCAUAUGAUUUUCACUCUUGUUUUCGUUCGAACAUAUCACAAAUAUGGCUCAAAAAGGUUUAUUAAGCUCCUUGCCUGGAUGAUGGCUAUAAUUCAAAGUCUCCUUAUUAUUGCCGCUCGCAAGCACUACACCGUGGAUGUUGUUGUUGCCUGGUAUGCCGUUAAUCUAGUCGUCUUCUUCGUGGACACCAAGCUCCCAGAAAUGCCGGACCGUACAAACGGGUCGCCCUUGAUUCCGCUGAGCAACAAAGAUAAAGAUGGAAGGCCAAAGGAUGAGAAAGACGUGAGGCUGAAGGACGAGUUCCAUAAGCUGUUGAACGGGAACCAUGGGGAUGCGACUGAUCGGCGGCAGCGGGUGCAGAUGAACGGGAGGCACGCCGAGGAGGACAUGAGCAUGCUCUCCGACGCCACGCCCAACGGCACAUGAGAUGAGCGGGCGUUUUGUCUCGGCGCGCCCAAGGAGAAUCCUGUGGGCGACCCUUUCUGUAUGCAUGCAUGCAUGCUCGAACCGAAGCAGCCCCACCCGUCGUUCAGCUGAGCCACCCUCCAUUGCAUUGGCUUGGCCUUCCCUUCAACAACACCACCAAAAAGAUUGACGAUGAAUGUGGGUGUAAUGUAUAUAUCGACCGACCAGCUUAAUUCUAUGAUCACCUAUCGAUGCAUUCA